AUGAGAAAUGGAACCAUCCAUACAGAAUUCAUCAUUAUGGGUUUUUCUGAGGUCCCACAGCACCAGUUGUUAUUGUUUGCAUUGUUCUUCACUAUCUACCUUUUAACCAUUCUGGAAAAUGUCAUCCUCAUUGUGACAAUUUGGUUUAACAGUCACCUUCACACUCCCAUGUAUUUUUUCCUAGGAAAUCUCUCACUUUUAGAAAUCUUCUAUGUUUCGGUAACAAUGCCUAAACUGUUUUCCAAUCUGUUAAUGGGUGAGAAGACCAUCACUUUGGGGGGCUGUCUUGCUCAGCUAUAUUUUUUCCUAUCUUUGGCUUCCUCUGAAUGUUUCCUCUUGGCGGCAAUGGCUUAUGACCGGUAUUUGGCCAUUUGUUGUCCGUUACGUUACAGAUCACUAAUGAACUACAGAGCCUGCAUGAAUUUAAGCCUGGCAUCCUGGCUAGGAGGCUUCCUGGCUUCCUUCCCAUCUGUGGUGAUGAUCUCCAAUUUGCAGUUUUGCAGCAAAAAUAUUAUCAGACACUUCUUCUGUGACAUCUCACCUUUGUUGAGGCUGUCAUGCACUGACACUUCAUUGAUAGAGCUGCUGGAUUUUGUGGCUGCCCUUGCAGUCCUUAUGACUUCACUGCUAGUGACUGGAACCUCUUACGUAUGCAUCUUUUGUACAGUUGCAAAAAUCUCUUCUGCCAAGGGGAAACAUAAAGCCUUCUCUACCUGUGUCUCACACUUGGCAGUUGUCUCUAUGUUCUAUGCCACUACCAUAUUCAUGUAUGCUCGACCAAAGGCCAUUGGAACCUUUGAUGUCAACAAGAUGGUUUCUAUCCUCUACACUGUGGUGGCUCCAUUCCUUAACCCAAUGAUCUACAGCCUUAGGAACAGGGAAGUGAGAGAGACUUUAACCAGAGCCAUACAUAGAACAGCUAUUUCUGCUGGAUGGUUUCAGACAGAAAGGUUAAAGAUACCAUAG
This is a messenger RNA of Eublepharis macularius, 966 nucleotides long. Its product is annotated as olfactory receptor 6P1-like. Bases 1 to 966 code for a protein of 321 amino acids. Lineage: Eukaryota; Metazoa; Chordata; Lepidosauria; Squamata; Eublepharidae. Gene Ontology annotation, biological process: G protein-coupled receptor signaling pathway. Gene Ontology annotation, molecular function: G protein-coupled receptor activity; olfactory receptor activity. The transcript has a single exon. Gene Ontology annotation, cellular component: membrane. The record is from RefSeq and is a predicted model, not a curated record.